This is a messenger RNA of Sebastes umbrosus (honeycomb rockfish), 5119 nucleotides long. It is a transcript of the gene csf1ra, whose product is annotated as colony stimulating factor 1 receptor, a. The record is from RefSeq and is a predicted model, not a curated record. Gene Ontology annotation, cellular component: signaling receptor complex; CSF1-CSF1R complex. Gene Ontology annotation, molecular function: ATP binding; cytokine binding; macrophage colony-stimulating factor receptor activity. The transcript is spliced from 22 exons. Lineage: Eukaryota; Metazoa; Chordata; Actinopteri; Perciformes; Sebastidae. Gene Ontology annotation, biological process: protein phosphorylation; multicellular organism development; positive regulation of kinase activity. The coding region runs from base 443 to 3388 and encodes 981 amino acids.
GCAGUGGUGGUGGAGGUGAUUAGUCUCACCUCAACAGAUAUCUCGGUAGAAUCGGGGCCUUUCUGUGGCAAAUUGGAACUGCUUCAUUAAUUUGUUGAGCGUGAUGUGCUGAUCCGCCUCCUCCACGCACACACACACACACACACACACACAGUUCCCUCCACCCUCCACCACUUGCUGUCUGAGAGAUUUCAUGUUUGCUGUGUGACUUCAGUGACUGUAAACAAGCAGAAGGGAGAAGAAGAAGAAGGGCAGAGGCAAACAGAAAGGGAAGAAGGGACGCUUAUGUUGCCAGCUCUGGAUGCUGGAAACAUCAAACCCAGUGAUUAUAUAUAAAUAUAUAAACAUAUAUACCCCUCCUCUGUUAACCUGAAGACAUCUGCAGCAGAUCCAAAGAAGAGCACAUCAGCAUUCAAACCUGCAGGUGAGGAGUUGAUCCAGGAUGCAGUCCUACCUCGCUCUGCUGCUGGGGAUCGUGGCCUCUGCUGCUUCAGCGGAAUGGAGGCGUCCGGUGAUCAAGUUCAACUCUGUGGUGGUGGCGGGUUCGGAGGUGGUGGUCCGACCCGGGACCCUUCUGGAUCUGAGGUGUGAGGGUGACGGGCCCGUGAGCUGGAAAACCAGGCUAGCCAAACACAAACGCUUCGUGUCUAGGGGCAGCGGGAAUGUCCGGACCUUCAGGGUGGAACGUCCCUCCGCGGAGUUCACCGGAACAUACAAGUGUGUUUACACUGCUGGGUCACCGCAGCUGACCUCCUCAGUGCAUGUGUACGUUAAAGAUCCAAACCGCUUGUUCUGGACCAGCAGCACGUCCCUGCGGGUGGUGAGGAAGGAAGGUGAGGACUACCUGUUGCCCUGCCUGCUGACCAACCCAGCGGCCACAGACCUGGGCCUCCGUAUGGACAACGGCACCUCCGUGCCGCCGGGGAUGAACUUCACAGUUUACCGCCAACGCGGUAUUCUCAUCCACAGGCUCCACCCCGGCUUCAACGCCGACUACGUCUGCACGGCCAAGGUCAACGGAGUGGAGAGGACCUCCAAGGCCUUCUCCAUCAACGUCAUUCAGAAGCUUCGAUUCCCUCCGUAUGUCCUCUUGGAGACAGAAGAAUACGUGCGCAUCGUUGGGGAGGAACUCAAGAUUCGCUGCACGACACACAACCCCAACUUCAAUUACAAUGUCACCUGGCAAUACACCACCAAGUCGAAACCAACGAUAGAGGAGAGGGUUCGCUCCAGUGGAGAGAACCGCCUGGACAUACAGAGCAUCCUGACCAUCCCUGCUGUGAACCUCACAGACACGGGAAACAUUUCCUGCACCGGCACCAAUGAAGCCGGGCUGAACAGUUCGACGACGUACCUGCUGGUUGUAGACAAGGCCUACAUCAGGCUGCUGCCCCAGCUCUCCCCUAAACUGGCCCAUAAAGGUCUUUCAGUGGAGGUGAACGAGGGAGAAGAUCUGGAGCUCACCGUGCUCAUCGAGGCGUACCCCCACAUCACAGAGCACAGGUGGCACACCCCGACGUCUCCCAACACAUCCACACAGGAGCACAAGCUCAUCAGAUACAACAACAGAUACCAUGCUACUCUGCAGCUGAAGAGGAUGAAUGCACAGGAGCAGGGCCAAUACACCUUCUACGCCAGGAGCAACCUGGCCAAUGCAUCCAUCGCGUUCCAAGUCCAAAUGUAUCAGAGACCUGUUGCUGUGGUGAGAUGGGAAAACAUAACCACACUCACUUGCACCUCGUUCGGCUAUCCUGCUCCCAGAAUCAUCUGGUACCAGUGUUUUGGGAUACGGCCCACGUGUAAUGAAAACACCACAGGGCUGCAGCUGGCGAUCCCUCUCCAGGCUCCCACCGUGGAGGUCCAGAGGGAGGAGUACGGGGCCGUGGAGGUGGAGAGCGUCCUCACCGUGGGGCCAUCCAGCCGGAGGAUGACGGUCGAGUGCGUGGCCUUCAACCUCGUCGGCGUCAGCAGCGACACUUUCGCCAUGGAGGUUUCUGACAAACUCUUCACUUCCACUUUGACUGGAGCAGCAGGCAUUCUGGCGAUCCUCCUCGUGCUGCUGGUUUUUCUCUUAUACAAAUAUAAGCAGAAACCCCGGUAUGAGAUCCGUUGGCAGAUCAUCGAGGCCAGAGAUGGAAACAACUACACCUUCAUUGACCCCACUCAGCUGCCUUACAACGAGAAGUGGGAGUUCCCAAGAGACAAGCUGAGGCUAGGGAAGAUCCUGGGUGCAGGAGCUUUUGGAAAGGUGGUUGAGGCCACGGCCUACGGUCUGGGAGUGGAAGACAAAGUGUUGCGUGUAGCAGUGAAAAUGUUAAAAGCCAGCGCCCAUUCAGAUGAGAGGGAAGCUCUGAUGUCUGAGCUGAAGAUCCUGAGCCACCUGGGACACCACAAGAACAUCGUCAAUCUACUGGGAGCCUGCACCUACGGAGGACCGGUGCUUGUGAUCACGGAGUACUGCAGCCUCGGUGACCUCCUGAACUUCCUUCGUCAGAAGGCAGAGACGUUUGAGAACUUUGUUAUGAACGUUCCCGACGUUACGGAAGACUCAAAUGACUACAAGAACGUCAGCAGUCAGAGAAAGUUCAUCAGGAGUGACAGCGGGAUCUCCAGCACGUCUUCAAGCAGUUACUUAGAGAUGAGACCAGCCAGCCAGGGGCCCAAUAUGGAAUCAUCUCCAGACUCUGUGAGCGAGGAGACGGGUGACUGGCCGCCAGACAUCGACGACUUGCUGAGGUUUUCCUUUCAAGUGGCUCAGGGCCUGGACUUCCUGGCUGCCAAAAACUGCAUUCAUAGAGACGUGGCUGCCAGGAAUGUCCUCUUGACCGAUCACAGAGUGGCCAAGAUUUGUGACUUUGGCCUGGCACGUGACAUCAUGAAUGACUCCAACUACGUGGUGAAGGGCAAUGCCCGUCUGCCAGUGAAGUGGAUGGCUCCGGAGAGCAUCUUUGACUGCGUCUACACCGUCCAGAGUGACGUCUGGUCCUACGGCAUCCUCCUGUGGGAGAUCUUCUCUUUAGGAAAGAGCCCCUACCCCAGCAUGGCUGUGGACUCCAGGUUCUACAAGAUGAUGAAGCGCGGCUACCAGAUGUGCCAACCGAACUUUGCCCCGGCUGAGAUCUACUCGAUCAUGAAGAUGUGCUGGAAUCUGGAGCCGACAGAGCGUCCGAUGUUUAGCAAGAUCAGUCAGAUGAUAGAAAGACUACUCGGGGACCAACCUGAGCAGGAACAGCUAAUCUACCAGAAUGUGCAGCAGCAGCAGCAGCAGGUCACGGAGGGUGAAGUGUGUGACAAGCCCAAAUGCUGCGACGGCCCCUGUGACCGGUCUUGUGACCACGAGGAAGAGGAGCAGCCUCUGAUGAAGACCAACAACUAUCAGUUUUGUUGAAAGGAUCCUGAUCAAUCAGCAAAUCAAACAAGCAUCAGGAAAAAAGUGGGAGCAGCUGGAGCCCCUUAGCUCGUUCUAACCACCAGACAGUCGCAGAGAUGUUGCUUUCACAGCUAUUUUUCCGCCAGAUAGACAAGCAGCUGCAGCGAGCAUGUGACUUGCUUCUUUGCAGACCAUGACCAGAAAUUGCCACGUCUAACACCGACUGCAGACAUGAAAGGAGGAAACAUGUCAACAAAACUGCACAAGCAUCCAAAGCUGUACCUAACGGACUCUUUUAUCGCUCUCUCUCUCUCUGAUUAUGUAUCUAAGGUAUAAUCUGUUAUCCAAAGGAGCCUCUGUGUGUCUUCUUAAUUAUAUAUUGUACACUGUGUUUAUUGUUAUUUUAUUUUUAUUUCUGCCCCCAUGACACUGAAUGUCUUUGUAGAGAUUUCAGCCACGUUAGUCAGCAGGUUUUAUUGCAUGUAUGGUUUCCUCAGAGGAAGCAGCACAUGAACAAUCACACAGAACGUUAUGUGACUACCCAUCUUUAUAUGAUCUCCAGACAAGUCGGGUUUUAUUCUCUGAUCACCUUACUUUACAGUAAUUGAACGUCCAAACAGUGCAAGCGUUUUUCCCUGUUUUUAACUCGCUAAAUCGAGCGUGGAGGAAGGCAAAGAAUGGCCGUGUUGUUUUCCCCCUCUCUCUCUGUGCUUUGGUCAUAGCUGUAUUUCUUGUGACACACUUACAGCAGCUGUCAGUUGGUGGCAAAACAUGUGAUUGUUCCACUUCAACCUGAUUAAUGAAGCUGUGUUCGGUGUGAUUUAGGAGCACAGAAUAUACAACUGAACUGUGAGCAGGGACAAUGUGUGGAUCCGUUACGGAUCAGAUGAACAAUGUGUUAUGUUUGACAAUGUGAAAUCUUUACUUUGUUUUAUUCUUUUCUGCGUGGCACAACUUAAUCUUUCUUAUUUCCUGUAGAGUUAGACGAGUGUUAGUAUGAUGUAAGCUUCACUGAUGUCUAUAUGUAGCAGUCAGCCUACACUGCCAACUGUUUUAAAAUAACAUAUAAGCUAGCUAUGUGAGAGAUAGACUGUGUGACUUCAGGCAUUUCAAUCAUGCAUCUGAAUGAAACACGAGUCAGAUGUCUAAUAAUGUAUAUAUAUACAGUAUAUCUCAUGAUGUAAAUCAAGAAGUAUCUUUAUUUUCGCUGGAAUGUUGUAGAGUAGAUAGUAGUACAUCAAUAUGUCAUAUGUUUUGUGUUUGACAAUCAAUGCAAAAGCUGCAAAUUAAAUCACUGAAAACCUGCAGAAGGCUUUGAAUGAAGCUCCACAAUGUAAAGUUUUUAUACGAGAUUAUGAUGUGGUGCCAGAUGUUUUCUUUUGUUGGACCUCACUGAACUGAAACUGUGCUGCCGUCUCUCUCCUCACUUCUUAUUUCUUUUGUUGGACGACGUCCACUCUGCGUUUCCUCUGGAACAUUUCCCACAGUAUCUGUCAACAUUGCACAUUCUGAAACCUUUUGUAGGGAAGUACUCGUCCCGCCGCUGAGACUCUACGGAAAGUCUGAAUGCUUUAUUCUCCUUUGUGUGCUUUCAGCUAAAAUCAUAUUUCUUUUUUUUUGAAGUACAGUUCACCACUUUCGGACACUUUACGGGGUGCCAGACUCUCCGAGGUACAUUUUGAAUAACAGUCUUUGUUCGGUUGUCUAUGGAGAGAUAUCACUGAGUUUGAGUAAAGCAUAAUAAUCUCA